AGUGCUUUAAUCCAGAGGAAAAUGACUUAUUUUAAAAAGCAGUGAAAAACACCGCAUUCCUUUGGCACAGGAUGAAGACCAGCUCAGCUCUUCAGUUGUUGAUCAUUGUCUAUUGUUCUCCAAACAGUAAACCAGUAUUUCACACUGAGAUUGUCGGCUGCGGGUAUAUUCCAAUUCCCCGUCUCCUCAUGAAUAUGAAGUGAAGGGCUCUGACCCUGGAAGUGGUUCUAAGCAGGGCAAAAUGGGGUCUCGGAAGUGUGGAGGCUGCCUAAGUUGUUUGCUGAUUCCGCUUGCACUUUGGAGUAUAAUCGUGAACAUAUUAUUGUAUUUCCCGAAUGGGCAAACUUCCUAUGCAUCCAGCAAUAAACUCACCAACUACGUGUGGUAUUUUGAAGGAAUCUGUUUCUCAGGCAUCAUGAUGCUUAUAGUAACAACAGUUCUUCUGGUACUGGAGAAUAAUAACAACUAUAAAUGUUGCCAGAGUGAAAACUGCAGCAAAAAAUAUGUGACACUGCUGUCAAUUAUCUUUUCUUCCCUUGGAAUUGCUUUUUCUGGAUACUGCCUGGUCAUCUCUGCCUUGGGUCUUGUCCAAGGGCCAUAUUGCCGCACCCUUGAUGGCUGGGAGUAUGCUUUUGAAGGCACUGCUGGACGUUUCCUUACAGAUUCUAGCAUAUGGAUUCAGUGCCUGGAACCUGCACAUGUUGUGGAGUGGAACAUCAUUUUAUUUUCCAUUCUCAUAACCCUCAGUGGGCUUCAAGUGAUCAUCUGCCUCAUCAGAGUAGUCAUGCAACUAUCCAAGAUACUGUGUGGAAGCUAUUCAGUGAUCUUCCAGCCUGGAAUCAUUUGAAUAAGGACAAAAUGUUUUCCAUUAUCAAGACAUGGCCAUCUAUCUAAAUAUUAUAUCAACUGUGUAGACUUGAGGGCAAUAUUGAAAUGAUGGUGCUUUCUGCAUUUGGUGUUUAUUUGUGAAAAAUUUGCAGUCCUCACUGCAUAUGCAAGUAUACCACCCUUCCAUUUAGUAUGUUUUUUAAGUAAUAUGCAUCAGAAACUUCAGAAAUACUUCUGCCCUUUGAUCAAACAAAUCCAUUUCCAAGAAUCUGUACUAGGGAAGUAAAUAAGAAUAUGAGAGAAAACUUUAUGCAAAUAUGUAUAUUGCAACAUUAUUUAAUAUUCUGGAAAAUUGGAAACACCCCAAAAUUCUAAAUUCAGAGGAAGGAUUAAGUAAAGAGGGGUACACACUGUAAAUGUUUUCUGAUAUUAAAAAAAUUAAAUAAAAAAUAAAGAGUACUACAUGGUUGUAAAAUUACAGUCAUUACAAAUGAUGUUUUUAAAAUUAUGAAUAAUGCUACAUCAAAAAGCAGGUUACAAAUUCAUGUUUACUAUAUAAGUAUUUAAAGCAAAUGAAACACUAAUAAUCAAAGUUUAGGAUGAAAACUAAAUCUAAAAGGAAAUAUAACAAAAUGCCAAUUAUGCUUGGUUUGGGGCAUUGAUGACCCUUCUUCCCACUUUUCUAUAUUUUCCAAGAUUUCUUUAUUGAAUAUGUUUUACUAUAAAUAUUUUCUAAACUCAUAUUUUCACUAUUAAAAUUUUUUUAUUUUUCCAAACUUUCAGGCAUAUGCUCUUUCCACAUUCCUCAACAUUAUUUGCAAACGUCGUGAAAUGACACUUCCAUCAACAUUCAAUGAGGAAAGUAGUGAUAUAGAUGAGCCAAAAAGAGUUUUAUAUAAACUUAUACAAUCUAAACUCUUGCUCUUCCUUUCUGACUCCUGAGGGUGAGUGUGAUGGACUAGAAGAGGUAGCCUUAAAAUAAGUGAGCAGCUAGGGAACAUGCUCAAUGGGCAAGAGAAAAUGACCACUGACCAGUCAAUACCUGUGUCAGGGGGAGUUACCAGUACCUAUAUUUAUUUUUAAAGUAAUUAAAAAGUAGAACACUUACAAAUUUUCCACCUAUACAUGCCAUGUCUUCCUCGGGAACAGUAGCCACAUCUUAUAUAUUUCCCACCAUCCAUAGGACCCAGCACACAGUGAAGCCAGUAGGCAGGCACUCAGUGUUGAAUGCUCAUACCAGGUUUUCUGCUUCCUGUAGUUACCCUGCUGAGCACUGCUUCCAUCACAGGUGCACUGGGCCUCAACACUUCUGCCAUUUCCCCAUUUGUCUCCUCCAUGGACAUUGUCAACAAUGGUCUGUCAACACCUGCUCUGUGCCAAAGCCAGGGAGUAGGCUGGGGGGUUACGGAAGAGAAUAUCUUUCUCCUUGAUGCCUGCUGUUCCAACAGACCCCUUUAAGCCUUGUUCACAGCCUUUGCUGAAACAAGCAUCUUGAAAGCAAGCCAUGUUAUAUACUGCAUGACCUUCAUGCUCUGGGCCCAGCUGACUGAACUGGGGCAGGCCCCAGAGUCAUGGGCAGCCUAUUGUCUUGCUAAUGGCCUCUGACUUAUCCUGGAGUAAAACACAGUCCAAACAAGACUGGUGGUUAUUCAAGCAUAAGAAUUUGAACUAGGAAGCCAAGAAUGAAGCAACCGGAGCAUUACCAUCAAAAAAUGAUUAAAGGAUGAAGAAGGAAGCCAACAUUCAGAGAGUGUCAGGUUCAUGUUAAUAAUGGUAUCAUAUUAAAAGGAAGAUACAUGAACUUCUACUCCAAAAGCUCCUAAAACUGCCUUUGCCCAUAAUGAACAGAAUACCCUAGGCCUGGUUUCUGUUGUUGGAUUCCUAGAUAGUCUUUCUUCUUUGUCACUGUGCUGAUCAUUUCAGUAAACCCCCCACUAAAUCAGUGCAGCUCUGUUUAUUGCAACUAAAAUGAUCCAACCGAAGUCUCCCUUUUCUAGAUGUUGGGUUGGAGGGAUGCUAAGACAAAGAUGCUUAGGCUCCAGAGUUUUACAGAGCUUCAUUCAAUAACACUCUACCUUCCAAAGAACUUAAAUAUGAGGUCUGAAGGACUUGGACCAAGAGCAAACCCAAGCUACAGACACCAGGUUGUACUCAGAGUGACCUCUCCCCUCUGACAGCCCAGGAUUUCUCUAUCAAGUCCAUAAGCUAGUCACAUCCAGGACCAUCUUGUUAAAAAUUCUCUCAAAGUCUCCUCAGCCCUCUUGUAAACAGACUUCUGGAAGGUCCACUUCAUCAGUUUGUUAUAUACUUUCAGACUGUCUAUCUCUUGUUUAGAUUCAGCAUGGCACCGUACAUUGAAUGGACUGUUAAUAGAUGUUUGCUGAAUGACUCCACCACAGCAUUGGACACAUCAGGGGUACAGCCAAAUGCAGCAUGAUACCUCUAUCAGGAAAAUUAAAUUUUAACACAGCCACCAAAUAUUCUAUAUUUGAAGAGUAUAUGCUAAUCAUGCAAUUUUAAGUAAAAAAAAGCUGAAUAUGUGUUUUAUAUCCUUGUGAAUUCAAAGUAAAAAGGAAAAAAACUCAAAAACCAAAUAUAUGUAUGCAGUUUGAGCCCAAAUUUUUAAUUAAGUAACCAUAUAAUUACAUGUAGACAUGUAUAAACCUUCAGAUAUGUAAAGACCAGAAAAAUAUUUAAAAGUUAAUAGUUACAUCAUCUGUGGUCACAACACCCUGAAAAUGCCUAAUAUUGGAAACUUAAGCAGGGUUGAUCCAGGUUAUUACUUGGAUGGGAGACCAGAUGCUAUAGGCUGAAAAAAGAAAGCAUAAGUAUGCACAAGUUAAUACUUAAUAAUUAUCUCCUAAUGAUAGGACUAUAAGUUCUAUCUCUUUUCUUUACAUUGUUCAGUAUUUUCAAAUUUCCCUUUGAAAAUGUGUUAUGUACUUGAAUUAUUAGAAAAAAUAAAUGUCAUUUAAAAAGCA
Pan troglodytes (chimpanzee) is the source of this 3809-nucleotide messenger RNA. RefSeq names its product transmembrane 4 L six family member 18 (gene TM4SF18). Gene Ontology annotation, cellular component: membrane. NCBI's taxonomy places the organism in Eukaryota, Metazoa, Chordata, Mammalia, Primates, Hominidae. The record is from RefSeq and is a predicted model, not a curated record. The transcript has 6 exons. Bases 242 to 847 code for a protein of 201 amino acids.